This is a messenger RNA of Amaranthus tricolor (Joseph's coat), 971 nucleotides long. RefSeq lists its product as uncharacterized. The transcript is spliced from 2 exons. NCBI's taxonomy places the organism in Eukaryota, Viridiplantae, Streptophyta, Magnoliopsida, Caryophyllales, Amaranthaceae. The coding region runs from base 241 to 432 and encodes 63 amino acids. The record is from RefSeq and is a predicted model, not a curated record.
AAAUUUCCCAAAAAAAUUCAAACCCUGCGUCCUUAUUCCCCAAUGAAUUUUUAGUCAUUUCAAACCCUCAAAUCCUCAUUCUCCUUCAUCCUGUCUCGUCUCACUGCUCUUCUUUCUCUCUGUCUCACCUUCGCUGCUCCGUCCCAACCACCGCAUAUCCACCUCCGUGUUGCACUCUUGUUGCUGCCCUAACCACCGUCACCCGCCGAGUUUCAAGGUGCUCUUUGAAUUAAUAUCAAGAUGGCUGGGAUUUCAAGUUUUGGUGCCCUUGCACCCAAAACUAAGAACCUGAUCGUUGCGGGGGGACUGACUUCGUUUGUUUUUGGAGUGUACUUUUACACAAUGCGAGCUGUUGGAGGUACCGAUGAACUUCAGGUGGCCAUUGACAAGUUUGAAGACCAGAAACACCAGAGUGAGUCCAAAGCAAAUUAGGGAUACAUGCUCAAUCAUGCUGUGCACUCCUGAUUUGGCAACACGCUGAUAAUUAGGUUCUGUCAUGCAGCAAUUCAAGCAUGUUUUCUCCUGCGACGUAACUCCGCAUAAUUGGCCUGACCGAUCUGUAUGCUAGCUUCAGUUGGAUUCUAUAAGGCUACGUUAAGACUCAAGAGUAUAAUAAUGUUGAGGAACGUUAUGUGUUGAGACAUUGUAUAGUUUAUAGACGAUGUUACUUCUGUUGCUAUUUUUUGAAUCUUUAUUAACACCAGGUUUUGGCUGAAAUUGCAAGCAUGAUGUUCCUGAUUUGGCUUUUUUAGCUUGAAUGACAUCAAGAAUGGACUCUGAGCGUUAGAACCAAACUAGAUUUCCGCUGUUUUCUGAAGUCUUAACUCCUGCCACCCGACAUUUUGUCCGACAAAUCUAACAAGAUCCUCUCACCUCCCUAUUAGGGAUAAGGAGGGACGAGGCCGAAGGUGCGAGAAAUGUGAGUAAAAUUUAGACGGAACAGGAUACUGCCAAUCUUUGGUUCUGCUCCU